UACAAAAGUGAACCUUAUGAGAUGUAAAUUUUUAAAAUAAAAUUUGUGUCAAAAUGCGUGUUAUUCUCCAUUAAUUGAACUAAAGAAUAAAUAUUAAUUGAAUAAAAUGAGUGAACAUGAAUUCAAAAAUGAAGAAAAGAUUCUGUCGAAAGAGCAUUAUUGGUUGUUGAACUCAACUGCAGACAAAACAUUCCAGGAAGUCUUCUGCUUACUUAACGCUGGUCGUGAAUUAACAUCCCCAUCUGGAUUACCAGGUCUUGAAUCCAGUCACAGUUAUGAAAGGUUUAUAUUGAAUGGAGCAAAUGGCACAAAAUGCAUAAUGACUCUGGACUCCUGCUGCAUAAUUGAAGCUGAUUUAUUGUUGAAAGUUUUGAAGCCUUCCACCAAUCAAAUAAUUGUGUACAGAUUCAAACUGGACUGCCAAUAUCCCUGGAUCAUUUCACAGUUACAAGAGUCAUCAAAUUAUUUGAAUAAAGGCCUGCAAUUGCUUGAAUCCAUUUUGGAAUCCACCAAUCACAGUUCAGGCUAUGAGAUCAUUAAUAUGUUAGACAACUUGGUGACAUUCUUGAGAAAGAGUAAAGACUUACUGGCAAAUCCGUCAUCUUCAGUAAGCACUGCCACAAGCAGUAGAGCCUCACAAACAAAUGUAAAAUUGUCUCCGGAGUUGCCGAAAGAUUUGGACCUUACAAUCGUCCUCCAAUCACCUAAGCUCAUAUGUACAGUAUAUCAACUUUCAACCAAUCAAAAAGCUCAAACCGUUAUGGAAUGCUUGAUCCCCAGACUGAAUGAUAUUAUCCUUAUCAUCAGCAGAGCAAUCAACCUAUCUCAAAUGCUGAAAGAUAAGGUGAUUGUUAAGUUCCGAAUCUUCACUAAUGUACGUACACUCAGAUGCGCAAUGUCAGAUUUUUCAAAAGAAUACGUUAGUUUCAGGGGUAAUGUUCCCAUGAAAAAAAUUUGCGUUCAAGGCUCAGAAACAUGGACAAUAUAUGAUGCAGGGUCAAAGUCAAUAAAAUCUCCAAUUAUAUUUCUUCCCCCUGUAGUUGGGCAGGCUGAUGUUUACUUUAAACAAAUCCUUGCUCUGUCUGCUCUUGGAUACAGAACAAUAUCUGUAGAAUAUCCAGUUUUGUGGACUGUCAGACAGUUUUGCAUAAGCUUCAACAAAUUGUUAGAUUCACUUAGGCUAGGAAAAGUUCACUUGUUUGGUUCAUCGGUUGGAGGGUUCCUGGCUUUGAAAUAUGCUGAAUAUACAAAAUCAUCACGCAGGGUUCAUUCUGUCAUCCUGUGCAAUUCAUUCACUGAUGCCUCAUUUUUUUCCUCCAAAUCUUUUUCUAUUCCUUCUGACAUAUAUUGGUUACUUCCAAACUUAGUUUUGAAAAAGUUGGUGUUGUCUGAUUUGAAGAGAACGAAAAUAAGUAGAAGUAUAGAUGAAUCAAUAGAGUUUAUGAAGGCAUCUCUAGAUAACUUGACACAAGAAGAAUUAUCAUCUCGUUUGACCUUGAAUUGUGUCAAUGAUUAUGUACAGCCCCAGUUUCUAAGGCAUGUUAAGAUUAUGGUCAUCGAGGUUAAUGAUUGUGAAGCAGUUGAUAGUGAAGUUAUGAACGAAACAUUUAAAUGUUUCCCUGAAGCCAAAAAGGCCGAAUUGAAGAAUGGAGGCUGCUUUCCUUUCCUCUGUAGAUCGGAUGAAGUCAAUAUUUUCAUUCAAAUCCACAUGAAAGAUUUUUUGGACUGCCCUGAUUGUCGCCCAAUUGAACCGAACAAUCCAAUCAUGACUUUAUACGUGGAGGCCAAUCAAUCAACUUCAACUGAAACGACCUCAUGA
Molecule: messenger RNA, 1819 nt
Organism: Helobdella robusta
Lineage: Eukaryota; Metazoa; Annelida; Clitellata; Rhynchobdellida; Glossiphoniidae
Exons: 18
Coding region: 107-1819 (570 amino acids)
Source: RefSeq, a predicted model, not a curated record